This is a messenger RNA of Nannospalax galili (Upper Galilee mountains blind mole rat), 6177 nucleotides long. RefSeq names its product activity dependent neuroprotector homeobox (gene Adnp). Gene Ontology annotation, biological process: regulation of gene expression. NCBI's taxonomy places the organism in Eukaryota, Metazoa, Chordata, Mammalia, Rodentia, Spalacidae. The coding region runs from base 667 to 3981 and encodes 1104 amino acids. The transcript is spliced from 6 exons. The record is from RefSeq and is a predicted model, not a curated record. Gene Ontology annotation, molecular function: DNA binding. Gene Ontology annotation, cellular component: nucleus.
GUGUGAGAUGCACAGUGCGAAACCUAGGCCCCAGCUUUUGCACCAUGAUGCACAGGGUUGUACUUUUUGUACUGAACUGAUAGGUGGCCUAGUGGUUAUGCCCUGUACUGCCAGUUUGAGGAUCUGGACUCCGUUUCCUGCCUUGCUCUUUGGACUGCAUUGUCAAUUCACACCGGACUCGGUGGUGCCAUCCUGACUGGGUAGCUUUGCAGAGAGACUGCGAUAGACAAGGCCCAGCUGGUGUUCGGUGUAUGAUCAGGUCCUACAGACCUUACCUUGGACUGUUAGACUGUCACUCAUUAUUGGGCUCUCCAUCAUCCUGACCCAGAAGGACCUGAGCACAGCCUCUGAGUGGAUCCAGGACUUUUGGCAGUGACUGUUCCAAGUGAUUGUAAUUACUUUCUACUUUCUCAGUCCAUGGAUUCUGCUCAGUGCUGCUCAGGAUCUUCUAAAGCCUGCAGCAGCCACCGUGUAUUCUGUGAUGCCAACAGCUUUCCCUAUCCAAGUGUUUGUUCUGUGACCUGUAUGAGUGCCUUUGCCCUGAUGUGUUGCCACCUGAGGAGCAAGUCACAUCACCAUUGGGGACUUGGGCUUGAGAAAUAGACAGAAACUGUUACCGAGUGCAUUGUUGGCUUCUGUGAGUGCUGUAGCAGUGAUUAGGAAACUAUGUUCCAACUUCCUGUCAACAAUCUUGGCAGUUUAAGAAAAGCCCGGAAAACUGUGAAAAAAAUACUUAGUGACAUUGGGUUGGAAUACUGUAAAGAACACAUAGAAGAUUUUAAGCAGUUUGAACCUAACGACUUUUAUUUGAAAAACACUACAUGGGAGGAUGUAGGACUGUGGGACCCUUCGCUUACAAAAAACCAGGACUAUCGGACAAAACCUUUUUGCUGCAGCGCUUGUCCAUUUUCCUCAAAAUUCUUCUCAGCCUACAAAAGUCAUUUCCGGAAUGUCCAUAGUGAAGACUUCGAAAAUAGAAUUCUCCUUAAUUGCCCCUACUGUACCUUCAAUGCAGACAAAAAGACUUUGGAAACACACAUUAAGAUAUUCCAUGCUCCAAACUCCAACGCACCAAGUAGCAGCCUCAGCACUUUCAAAGAUAAAAACAAAAAUGAUGGCCUUAAACCUAAGCAGGCUGACAGUGUAGAGCAGGCUGUUUAUUACUGUAAGAAGUGCACUUACCGGGAUCCUCUUUACGAAAUAGUUAGGAAGCACAUUUACAGGGAACAUUUUCAGCACGUGGCAGCACCUUACAUAGCAAAGGCUGGAGAAAAAUCACUUAAUGGUGCAGUUCCUCUGGGCACAAAUGCCCGUGAAGAGUGUAAUAUUCACUGCAAGCGAUGCCUUUUCAUGCCAAAGUCCUAUGAAGCUUUGGUACAACAUGUCAUCGAAGACCACGAACGGAUAGGCUAUCAGGUCACUGCCAUGAUCGGACACACAAAUGUGGUGGUUCCCCGAUCCAAACCCUUGAUGCUGAUUGCUCCCAAACCUCAAGAGAAAAAAGGCGUGGGACUCCCACCAAGAAUCGGCUCCCUUGCUUCUGGAAAUGUCCGGUCCUUGCCAUCACAGCAGAUGGUGAAUCGACUAUCAAUACCAAAGCCUAACUUAAAUUCCUCUGGAGUCAACAUGAUGUCCAACGUUCACCUGCAACAGAACAGCUACGGAGUCAAGUCUGUGAGUCAGAGUUACGGUGUUGGACAAUCCGUGCGGCUGGGUCUGGGUGGCAAUGCGCCAGUUUCCAUCCCUCAGCAGUCUCAGUCUGUGAAGCAGUUGCUUCCGAGUGGAAAUGGAAGGUCUUAUGGGCUUGGGGCAGAGCAGAGGUCUCCAGCCCCAGCCAGAUACUCCCUGCAGACUGCUAAUGCCUCUUCCCUCCCGUCAAGCCAGUUAAAGUCUCCUUCCAUUUCCCAGUCACAGGCAUCUAGAGUGUUGAGUCAGUCCAGUUCCAAGGCUCCAGUACUUGCCGCAACCCCUCCCCCAAGCAACCAUUGUGCAACUCAGAAGUGGAAAAUAUGUACAAUCUGUAAUGAGCUUUUUCCUGAAAAUGUCUAUAGUGUGCACUUCGAAAAGGAACAUAAAGCUGAGAAAGUCCCAGCAGUAGCCAAUUACAUUAUGAAAAUACACAAUUUUACUAGCAAAUGCCUCUACUGUAAUCGCUAUCUGCCCACAGAUACCUUGCUCAACCAUAUGUUAAUUCACGGCCUGUCAUGUCCAUAUUGCCGUUCAACCUUCAAUGAUGUGGAAAAGAUGGCUGCACACAUGAGAAUGGUUCACGUUGAUGAAGAGAUGGGACCUAAAACAGAUUCUACUUUGAGCUUUGAUUUGACAUUACAGCAGGGCAGCCACACCAACAUCCAUCUCCUGGUAACCACAUACAACUUGAGGGAUGCCCCAGCUGAAUCAGUUGCUUACCAUGCCCAAAACAAUGCUCCAGUUCCUCCAAAGCCACAGCCAAAAGUUCAGGAAAAGUCAGAUGCCCCUGUUAAUAAAAGUUCACCUCAAGCUGCAGUACCGUAUAAAAAAGAUGUUGGGAAAACCCUUUGUCCUCUUUGCUUUUCGAUCCUAAAAGGACCCAUAUCUGACGCGCUUGCACAUCACUUACGAGAGAGACAUCAAGUUAUUCAGACAGUUCAUCCAGUUGAGAAAAAGCUCACCUACAAGUGUAUCCACUGCCUUGGUGUGUAUACCAGCAACAUGACCGCCUCAACCAUCACUUUGCAUCUAGUCCAUUGUAGGGGCGUUGGAAAGACCCAGAACGGCCAGGAGAAGACAAACGCACCUUCUCGGCUCAAUCAGUCUCCAGGCCUGGCCCCUGUGAAGCGCACCUAUGAGCAGAUGGAGUUUCCCUUGAUGAAGAAGCGGAAGCUAGAUGACGAUAGUGAUUCCCCCAGCUUCUUUGAAGAGAAGCCCGAAGAGCCAGUGGUUUUAGCUUUAGACCCCAAGGGUCACGAAGAUGAUUCUUAUGAAGCCAGGAAAAGCUUUCUAACAAAGUACUUCAACAAGCAGCCCUAUCCCACCAGGAGGGAAAUAGAGAAGCUGGCAGCCAGCCUGUGGCUGUGGAAGAGUGACAUUGCCUCUCAUUUCAGUAACAAGAGGAAGAAAUGUGUUCGUGAUUGUGAGAAGUACAAGCCUGGUGUGCUGCUGGGCUUCAACAUGAAAGAACUAAAUAAAGUCAAACACGAGAUGGAUUUCGAUGCCGAGUGGCUGUUUGAAAAUCAUGACGAGAAGGACUCGAGAGUCAAUGCCAGUAAGACUGCUGACAAAAAGCUCUCCCUUGGGAAGGAAGAUGACAGCUCCUCAGAUAGCUUUGAAAAUUUGGAAGAAGAAUCCAAUGGGAGCGGAAGCCCGUUUGACCCUGUUUUUGAAGUUGAGCCUAAAAUCCCUAGUGAUAACCCAGAGGAACAUGUGCCCAAGGUAAUUCCUGAGGACGCUUUAGAAUCUGAGGAAAAGCUAGACCAAAAAGAGGAGGAUGGUUCAAAAUAUGAAACUAUCCAUUUGACUGAGGAACCAACCAAACUAAUGCAUGAUGCCUCUGACAGUGAGGUAGACCAAGAUGACGUUGUUGCGUGGAAAGAUGGCGCUUCACCAUCUGAGAGUGGGCCUGGUUCCCAACAGAUGUCGGACUUUGAGGAUAACGCAUGUGAAAUGAAACCAGGAACCUGGUCUGAUGAGUCUUCCCAGAGCGAAGAUGCAAGGAGCAGUAAGCCAGCUGCCAAAAAAAAGGCUUCCAUGCAAGGUGACACAGAGCAAUUGAAAUGGAAGAAUAGUUCCUAUGGAAAAGUUGAAGGGUUUUGGUCCAAGGACCAGUCACAGUGGGAGAAUGCAUCUGAGAAUGCUGAGCGCUUAUCGAACCCCCAGAUUGAGUGGCAGAAUAGCACAAUUGACAGUGAGGAUGGAGAGCAGUUUGACAACAUGACUGAUGGAGUAGCUGAGCCCAUGCACGGCAGCUUAACCGGAGUUAAACUGAGCAGCCAGCAGGCCUGAGGGCCUGGCUCCAUAACAAGAUGUGCUGCAGCCUGGACCUAGGCUCUUUUUCCAGUCUUGACUGCAAAGCUGCCUUCUAACUGGUACUGCCUUGCAAGGACUGGUCCGUCAGCAGGCUGUGGGGACAUAUUACCACUACAGUCUCGGUGGUGGUUUCUAAUUCUAUGACAUACAGUUGGUUGAUCUUGAAGACCUUUCUCUGGUAGACAUGGUGAAAUGUGAAAAGCCAAUAAGCUGGUGGCUCACAAUGCACACAGGGAAAAGCAGAAGUUUAUUUUAUCUGCCUUUACAACAUUUGUUUCCCUCUGUAAAAUGUUUGGUUGAAUGUCCUUGGAAAAUGUUACCAUGAUUCACAAUGGUAGUGUAGGGCCAACAUACAAGCUACCACUCUAAUGUGUAUAGUAGACUUUGGGAAAAUCGACCUUUUUUCAUGUACUCAUUCUGAAUAGUUGACAUGUAUAUUUGUACAGUCUUUUAGACCUACUCAAGUGAUGCUUAUGAUACUGUUACUGUGUGCCCAUCAUAGGUUUGUUCCCUUUUUUUUCUUUUUUUCUUUUUUUCAGUGUUGCCCUUGCUGUGUAAUAAAUGCUAUAUCUAGUUUACCUAGCAGAAGCUUGACCCUGCGCUAGUACGGACCUUUGGACAGACUUAGUUUUUGCACAUAACCUUGUACAAUCUUGCAGCAGAGGCCAGCAACGUAAGAUAUAUAUCUGGACUCUUCUUGUAUUAUAGAAUUUUUUUCUUGUUUUGAGUAUACUUGACAUUACAACUGUCAAAAAAACAAACUGGUUUUUUCAGAUCUCUUUGAGACCUUUUAAAGCUAAAAUCACAUGCAAGAAUUGACUUUACAGCUACUAAUUUUGACACCUUUUAGAUCUGUAAGAGUGUUGUGUUGAAGCAGCAAGCACAGUUAGUGCUGCAUUUGGGAUAUUUAGUUUUCUCUUGAGUUGAACACCACGUGGUGUUAUUCAUUUAUACCAUCUAAUAUAUGACACACUGUUGUAGUAUGUAUAAUUUUGUGGUCUUUAUUUCCCUUUGUAUUCCUUUUCAGCAUCUAAAUAAAUUGCUGUAUUGUGCUUAAUGUAAAUAUUUGGUUUAUUACACAUGACAGUCCUGUGAGUUUGUUAUAUCUUGUGCUGAUGCCACAGCACUCUGAGCAGAGACGGAAGCCACGGUCACCAAGGAAACUCAUGGAAAACCAAGAUCUACCAUUCGCAUAGAGCACACCUUUUCUUCAGGCACCUGAUGUGGAUCGUUUGGUUUGUGUGUGCACUUCUUUUCAUCACAUAAGUACACAUCCUGGAGUUUUGGGGGCCAUAUUUUGAUAAGGAGCAGGGCCUGGGUGUAUAUGUAAAUGUUUCAGUGGUCAAGAAAUAUAAAUGUAUAAGUUGGCAUUGAUUUGCAAGCAGGAUCUUCAUAUGCCCUGGUAGUCUGUCUUCUCUCUAAACUGCUCAUUUCCACCUCACCAUGGGAACAGUUGUAGUAAACAGGCAGUGAGUCUGCCUCUGUUGGAGGUCCUCUGACCAUUUGCUGUGAAGAGCAUGCAUUUAGGAGCAGUUGGCACUGGAGGAUCUGUAUAUUUUCUGUACAUAUAUUUCCAAGAACAACUCGAGCUAAAUGCAGAAUGCUGUAAAGAGAAUUAGUGCAGCAUUUGGGGUUGGUCAGCCAUCUCUGCAGGGGUUGGGGUAGGUCAGCCAUCUCUGCAGGACAUGGGCUUAGAGAAGUUCGAAGUGGCUGAUGUCUGUGACUUUUUAGCCCUUUCUAAGGGAAGACCUGUUAUCUAAGAUGGCCCAUCAUUUCCGUACUUGAAAACAGAAUAGGAAAAAGUACAAUUCUAGGAUAAACUAGGAUUUCUAGGGUACUUAUGGCUGGCUAGUAUCUUUUCUGAAUCAGUUUUGCUAAGAUCCAAACUGCACCAGCUAACAUGUAGAAUAAAAUUAUCUCCAAAUUAACAUGCAACAGAUUACCCAAUCAGAAACGCCUGCUGGUUAAAGCCAUCUCAUAUCUGUGAAACUUAACAGGAAGAGUAUAGCCUGAGUUCUGCAUGGAGGAUGGCAUUGGGGUCAAGGUAGGAGCCCACAGUUACAACUGGACAUCUGAUCAGAUGAAGGGAUUUAGCCACUUGAGUUGGAGAUUGCUAACUGGAAACAGUGCAGCAGCUUUUACAGUGUCUCAAUAAACAUCAUUUUGAAAGAA